Fusarium pseudograminearum CS3096 is the source of this 1863-nucleotide messenger RNA. RefSeq lists its product as uncharacterized. The record is from RefSeq and is a predicted model, not a curated record. NCBI's taxonomy places the organism in Eukaryota, Fungi, Ascomycota, Sordariomycetes, Hypocreales, Nectriaceae. The transcript has 2 exons. Bases 1 to 1863 code for a protein of 620 amino acids.
AUGGCUCUCUCUCUUACUCCCACGCACCCCGCGGUGCCUUCGCCUUCCGCACCUUCAGCACCAGGCUACUUUGACCUUUCUGCUCUGCUCAAGGCAAAGAUGUCUCGCCCCGAAUCUCCAAACAGCAACAGCGACAAGACCGCCCGCUCGUCCUUCUCCUCCGUCCGGGAGAACGACGAUGGCCUAGCUCAGACUUUCACACGUUCCAAGAUUUCCUCCUACACUCAAGGGACGGAAGAGGUAUUCGAUGAAUCACCCUCACCCUCGGCUGAGCUUGCAUCGCCUACUUUUCAGGCUCCUCUGACGCAGCCUCACAGUCGGCUUCAUGGGUUCUGGUUUCCCGCAGAUAACUUUCGCGGAUGGAAGCAGAUCCCCAUCAAGGGCAAAUCCGCCAGCCGCAGCUGCGAGGACCUUCACAAGUUGUCCAUGACAUGGAGCUCUCCAGCACCUCCCGCUGUCACAAAGAAGCCAUCUCUCAGCGGCUACGAGUUCGGAACCUCUCCUCUCGAGCGACUCCCCAGCGAAGUUUUAGGUUCCAUUAUUGACCUUCUCGUCAUCGAGAUCCCUCCAAAUGGCCUAACACCGCGAAACGCCGACCUUAUGGCUCUUUUGCUGACUUCGCGAUCUAUUCAUGCUGCGACGCUCAAUACCCUCUACCGUCACAUUACAAUCCCUCACUCACGAAUCUUCCGAAAGUUCCUCGCAACCAUUACUGAGUACCCUGCUCUCGCCUCGAUCGUGCGACGGCUGGACUUUAGCCACUUCAACCCCUCCACCAUUUUCUCGACUGCGAGCGAGCGAGCUCAGACUCGAAACUUGACCUCCGAGACCCUUUCCAAAUGUCUCGAGCUAACCCCAUACCUGCAGGAGUUUUUGGCCCAGGAGUACAUCGAUGAGGAUCUCGGACCCGAGGUGAUCAAGAAGCUCUUUUUCGAUAUGCCCCGGCUCCAGGCCGUCGACUUCGCCGGAUGCUCCUCUCCUUUCUUUAAGAACUCUUUCAACAGCCUUCUUGAGGCGCAAUGGCCCGACUCUCUGACACUUACUCGCGUUUCGUUUCACAAGUGCCUGAACCUGCCAGGCUCUGUUUUUGAGGCUAUCCUGCCUCGUCUCGAGAGAGCCACUCACCUCGAUCUCGCUGGAACCAGAGUGACUGACAAGGCUCUACAGAGCUUGCCUGAGACGGCAAGACUCACUCACCUGAACUUGGCCAAGUGCCGUGAGCUCACUUCUGAGGUAGUUGUCAAAUUCAUCACCACUCAUCCUGCUAUCACUCAGACCAUCACUGUUCUGAGCCUUGCUACUAAUGCCAGCAGCCACCUCCUGCUUGGCAAGGCUGACGUUGAUGCUAUUCUUCCUCGUCUGCCUCACACUAUCCGAUCGCUGAGUCUCAAGGGAAGCAGAAUGGAUCCUUCCCAGCUUCCUCUGCUCACCCCUCUGGUCCAGCAUCUCGAGGAGCUUGCUAUCGGCCGAGGUCUCGAUCUCCGCGAUAUUCACCAGCUCCUGUAUCAGGCUCAGGAGUGGAUUCCUCACAGCCUCCGAUACAUUGAUAUCUCCGACUUGGACACCAUCAUUGGCAGCGCUAGCGCUCUUCUCACCCCCGCUUCUGCACCUCUGCAGGUUAUCGAGCUCGAGGAGCGUGCGUACGAACGAGCAGCCAAGGCGAAGAAGAACCUUGAGCGUGCUGGGUGGACUCCCAAGGAGUUUGGCAGCCGAUACUGGCUAGUCCGCAUGGAAACCGACCUCGAUAGCGGCGCCCGGUGGUGGAAGCUGGGCGCUGAGAGCUGGGGCAUGAGGAAGAUCCCAGUCGCAAAGGCCGACGUCGGAGGCAUGUACGGCACUUUCAUGUUCGGCCGAAGGCUGUAA